GCGGAAAAUCUGCUGUGUCAACUACAGGAGAACUUUCAAGCUCUGACUGAAAAUAUAACGCUGAGGAUGGAAGAAAUGGGCGAGCGCAUUGAUGACCUUGAGAAGCAUGUUGCUGACCUGAUGACAGAGGCUGGGAUAGAAAACACCAAUAAAGAGUUCGGAAACUGA
Cariama cristata (Red-legged seriema) is the source of this 168-nucleotide messenger RNA. RefSeq names its product heat shock factor binding protein 1-like 1 (gene HSBP1L1). Gene Ontology annotation, biological process: cellular heat acclimation. Gene Ontology annotation, cellular component: cytosol; nucleus. The transcript is spliced from 3 exons. The record is from RefSeq and is a predicted model, not a curated record. Gene Ontology annotation, molecular function: transcription corepressor activity. The annotation marks the transcript as partial. Lineage: Eukaryota; Metazoa; Chordata; Aves; Cariamiformes; Cariamidae.